Molecule: messenger RNA, 1128 nt
Organism: Leguminivora glycinivorella
Lineage: Eukaryota; Metazoa; Arthropoda; Insecta; Lepidoptera; Tortricidae
Product: acyl-CoA Delta(11) desaturase-like
Exons: 4
Coding region: 103-1128 (341 amino acids)
Biological process (GO): unsaturated fatty acid biosynthetic process
Cellular component (GO): endoplasmic reticulum membrane
Molecular function (GO): stearoyl-CoA 9-desaturase activity; iron ion binding
Source: RefSeq, a predicted model, not a curated record
CAGUCUAGAUGGUAUUUAUAACGUAGUUAGUUUUGUUCUGGACCUUUUAGUUUUUGCCUGUAAGGUUAUUGAGAGUUGAAGUGAAAUUUUAAUCAAUCCGAAAUGAGACCAAAAGCAGAGGACGAGAGUAGUCUAAAUAACGUGGCCUGCGAACGGCUGGUCGCGCCUCAGGCCUCGCCGAUAACAUUCGAGUUAUCAUACAUCAAUAUCGCCAUGUUCGCGUAUUUUCACACGGCUGGGGCUUACGGAAUAUAUCUGGCGUUCACUGAAACUAAAUGGGCAACAAUUUUAUGGGCGAUCAUUCUCCACGAAGCAGGCAUAUUAGGGACCACAGCAGGAUCCCAUCGUCUCUGGGCCCACAGAACCUACAAGGCCAAACUCCCCCUGCAAAUCAUCCUGAUGCUGCUCCAAUGCUUUGCCUGCCAGUACUCAGCAUUCCACUGGGCCAGAGAUCAUAGACUACAUCACAAGUUCAGUGACACGGAUGGGGACCCCCAUAAUGCUACUAGAGGAUUCUUCUUCUCCCAUAUUGGGUGGUUGCUAGUCAAGAAGCAUCCAGAAGCUAAGAAGAGGAUGAGGAUAAUUGAUAUGUCGGAUCUUAAGAAGAAUAAGGUGCUGAUGUUUCAGAAAAAAUAUUCAACCCCGUUCAUCGGAACCAUCUGCUUCGUCUUGCCAACCCUCGUUCCCAUGUACUUCUGGAGUGAAACCUUCGCCUCAGCCUGGCAUCUCAACAUCCUGCGCGUCAUUACCUCCCUCCACUUCACCUUCCUAGUCAACAGCGCCGCGCACGCCUUCGGCAACAAACCUUAUGACAAAAACAUCACUCCUUCACAGGUCAUAUCUGUAUCUUUAGCAACUUUAGGAGAAGGAUACCAUAACUUUCAUCACGUCUUCCCUUGGGACUACAGAGCGGCAGAACUAGGGAACAAUGCUAUAAACUUCACUACGCUUUUCAUAGAUUUUUUCGCCUGGCUUGGGUGGGCGUAUGAAUUGAAAAGUGUUGGAAAUGAUGUGAUAGCCAGGAGGGUGGAGAGGACUGGAGAUGGGACUAAUCUUUGGGGGUGGGGGGACAAGAAUAUGCCAAAAGAACAUGAAGAGAUCGCUAAAGUGUCAAGUAAAGGUCGAUGA